CAAAACUCAUCAGCUAAGUAAAUUGUAUGCAUGUGUGUCGAAAGUUUAGUUCUUCGUUCCUUUCUGGAUGAAAGUACACACCUAGGUCUGUUCUAGAGGCAACGUAGAUAAUCAACAAUACAAUAAACAAACAGUAUUAUUAUCUGUACUUAAUUGGUUUCAAAUGAACUCAUGGUCGCGAAUGCGGAAGGUAGCGUAUGUCGCCAUCGGUGCUGCCGGAGGCGCAUUUGGCUUCUGGUAUGCGUCCCGAUCGCUAGACCAACGAAAGGUAUAUAGUUCGUGGACUACUAACUUUAAAGUGUCUAAAUGUGGUAAAUGGGACCAUAACUGGGAUCACCGUGAUCCCAAAAGCUUAGUACAACCUGUGAGCGAUAGCGAAGAUCCUGUCGCUCAAAAUCGUUAUAACGAAGUAUUGGAUAAGAAGAAGUCCAAAGUAACGCGGCAUCUGAUCUUGGUUCGCCAUGGUCAGUAUAAUAUGGAUGGUCGAACAGAUAUUGAAAGGUAUCUAACCGAGAAAGGGAGGAAGCAGGCGGCCAUCAGUGGAGAUCGUCUGAAACAUUUGGGUAUUGAUUUCGACAAAAUCAUUCGCUCGACAAUGACACGCGCUCAGGAAACCGCUAAGAUAAUUUCGUUAUCACUGCCGGAGUUAAAAAUGAUUGACGAUUCAAUGCUGGAGGAGGGAGCACCGAUUCCACCGGAACCACCUAUCGGGCACUGGCGACCGGAAGUUUCGCAGUUUUUCGAAGAUGGAGCUCGCAUUGAAGCUGCCUUCCGGAAGUAUUUCCACAGAGCUGAACCCGAUCAGAAGCAAGAUACGUACACUUUGGUAGUGUGUCACGCAAACGUUAUUCGUUACUUCGUAUGCCGAGCACUUCAACUUCCUCCGGAAGCGUGGCUCAGAAUAUCCUUGGGCCAUGCUUCGUUGACGUGGAUUUCCAUAAUGAGCGACGGAAGAGUGACAUUGCGGACACUUGGCGAAACUGGUCACAUUCCACGUGAGCUGCUCAGUAGAUGAAUAUUUUCAAUUGGUUUUAUAUGAUUAUGGAUGGCACAGUUCCGGGUGAGACGAUUGAUUGUUGCAUUUGUAUCCAAUAAAGUUUUACUGCCUUUGCUUUUCUA
Messenger RNA from Toxorhynchites rutilus septentrionalis, 1119 nucleotides. RefSeq names its product serine/threonine-protein phosphatase Pgam5, mitochondrial (gene Pgam5). Gene Ontology annotation, cellular component: mitochondrion. The record is from RefSeq and is a predicted model, not a curated record. Gene Ontology annotation, biological process: positive regulation of mitochondrial fission. Bases 164 to 1015 code for a protein of 283 amino acids. The transcript is spliced from 3 exons. NCBI's taxonomy places the organism in Eukaryota, Metazoa, Arthropoda, Insecta, Diptera, Culicidae.